Messenger RNA from Rhodamnia argentea, 1446 nucleotides. RefSeq names its product chalcone synthase-like. Bases 97 to 1278 code for a protein of 393 amino acids. The record is from RefSeq and is a predicted model, not a curated record. Gene Ontology annotation, molecular function: acyltransferase activity, transferring groups other than amino-acyl groups. The transcript is spliced from 2 exons. Gene Ontology annotation, biological process: polyketide biosynthetic process. Lineage: Eukaryota; Viridiplantae; Streptophyta; Magnoliopsida; Myrtales; Myrtaceae.
GUGGUCUCAGAGCUUCACUUUCAUCUUCCAUAUAUCCUUGACACAAAUCUGGGGCUCCAUUCAAGUUCCAAAGUUUCAAACACAGUUCUGAGACAUAUGGGUGCUGUCGAGAAGAUCCGCGAGAAGCAGCGGGCCAAGGGGCCGGCGACCAUCCUUGCCAUGGGGACGGCAAAUCCGGCACACUGCAUGUACCAGGACAAGUACCCCGACUUCUACUUCCGUGUGACAAAUAGCGAGCACAUGACGGCCCUCAAGCAGAAGUUCAUCCACAUAUGUGCCAAGUCAAUGAUCCACAAGCGCUACUUACACUUCACCGAGGAGCUUUUCAAGAAAAACCCCGAGAUCUGCUCGCAUGACGCCCCUUCACUCAACGCACGCCAGGACAUAAGCAUCGCCACCAUCCCGAAGCUCGGCGAGGAGGCGGCACGGAAGGCCAUCAAGGAUUGGGGCCAACCCAAAUCCAAGAUCACCCACAUCGUAUUCUACUCUACCUCUGGCGCCGACAUGCCUGGCGCCGACUACCAGCUCAUGCGCCUCCUCGGCCUUGGUCCCUCCAUCAAGCGCGUCAUGCUCUACCACCUGGGCUGCUAUGCUGGCGGCACCGUCCUCCGCGUGGCCAAGGACCUCGCUGAGAACAACGCCGGCGCCCGCGUCCUAGUCGUCUGUGCCGAGAUCAAUGUCACUUCCUUCCGAAGCCCCUCCCCCGAGGACCUUCCCAACCUUGUGGGCCAGUCCAUCUUUGGGGAUGGCGCGGCUGCGCUCAUCAUAGGGUCCGACCCGGAGAUCCCCGCCGAGCAGCCCAUAUUCCAACUCAUGUGGACUGCGGAGACCAUUUUGCCAAACUCCGAGGGUACUAUCAAGAGCCAGGUGCGCGACACUGGGCUCACCUUAUUCUUAUCUGACAAGGUCCCACUACUGAUCGCAAACAACAUCGAGAAAAGCUUGAACGAGGCAUUCGAAUCGCUCGGCAUAAGCGACUGGAACUCCAUCUUUUGGGUGCCUCAUCCGGGUGGCCCGGCUAUACUCAACCAAAUCGAGGCCAAACUGGGCUUGAAGAAGGAGAGGCUCCGAGCAGGAAGGCACGUGCUUAGAGAGUAUGGGAACAUGUCGAGCGCGUGUGUCUUGUUCAUCCUUGAUGAGAUGCGGAAGAAGUCGUUGGAGGAAGGGCUCGCGACAACCGGUGAGGGGUUGGAGUGGGGUGUCCUUUUCGGGUUUGGUCCAGGCCUGACGGUGGAGACGGUGGUGCUUCGCAGCAUGCCAACGGUGAAUAACGGAUGAAAUUGAUUCAUAACCUGUGUGAUAUCACUACCUUUAUUGAUAUUAUUAUGUUGUUACUGCAUGCGGUUUUACAGUAAGAAGAUAUUUUGAAGUUUGGAGUGAUGGAUACCUAAAUAAUCGUCUAUGGAUUAACGUUGUAAUCCUUGUGUACUAUCUUAAUAAGGUUCA